AUGAAGAGAACAGGCUCCAAUAGCAUCGUUCAGCGGUUAAUUACCCACAACAACAGCAGCCACACAUCGAGCCUCACCAAAACAACAAGACAAUAUUUUUUCACCAGAAAUUGUGUUUUCAAUUAUGCUUUGUCGAACAAACCAAAUUUAAUUGUUCCGAACAAAUUGUUGUUUUAUCCAACAACAACCACAUUUGGCCAAAUACGGUCUUACACCACCACAAAUUGGUGGAGGGAGAAAGAAGCAUCAACAAAUGAUAGUGAUGGUACAAAUACUUCAGCACCUUCAUCCUCCGAACCAAUCACUCUCAAUUUGAUGGAUUACAAGAAAUGGAACGCGCAACAGGUAGCAUCAGUAUUGACAUCUGAUGAAUCUUUGGGUGGUGCUGGUUUGUCGUUUGAAAAGGUGAAGCCUUUGUAUGAGGCUGGUUUUGAUGGCUCAUCUCUCCACAACAUUGUUGAGAAUAUCAUGAAGAAGGAUGAAUAUUUUGCUCUUGAUCGACUGGAUCGUGUUUACAACAGGAAUAACAUUCCUCAACUCUCCGACACUUGUCAAACUAUUGUUUCUUGGGUAGCUUCGCAGUGA
Molecule: messenger RNA, 585 nt
Organism: Naegleria lovaniensis
Lineage: Eukaryota; Heterolobosea; Eutetramitea; Acrasida; Naegleriidae
Exons: 1
Coding region: 1-585 (194 amino acids)
Source: RefSeq, a predicted model, not a curated record